Misgurnus anguillicaudatus (oriental weatherfish) is the source of this 2030-nucleotide messenger RNA. RefSeq names its product complement component 1, q subcomponent-like 3a (gene c1ql3a). Gene Ontology annotation, molecular function: protein binding. The record is from RefSeq and is a predicted model, not a curated record. NCBI's taxonomy places the organism in Eukaryota, Metazoa, Chordata, Actinopteri, Cypriniformes, Cobitidae.
UUUUUAGUCAUGUUACAUUAAAAUCUAUAUUUAAUGCAAUGUAUUGCUAUAUCUUUUAAGUGGUUUUGGGUUUUGGUGUGUUAUAAGACAGAGCACGAGCACCCUCCCUUUCUCUCUCGUUCUUUCUCACACACGCACACACUCACAGAGCAUCUCCACAUCUUCAUGACAUCCACCUUUAUUCAGCUAUUCCCAGUUCAUCGCGUCUUUUGCGCACAAAGGAAAGACUUUUCGAGCUUAGGACGGAUAACGAGGGUGUGUACGAGGGUAACAGGUUGCUUUUUCCCGUCUGUCAGUGGAGUUUGUGCUUUGCCAGUCCACAUGGAGAGAUGCUGAAGGUGUUGCGCGUCUGGAGUGGUGCUGAUGCUGAGGCAGGGCUGCGCGCGUUUUAGUGCGACUUGAGUAAGCCAACAUCAGCAGAAAAGAAGUUGAGAGGAAAAAAAAGAGAAGCGUUUGGGGCCCAGGCCAAAAGUUCAAUAGGAAAACCAAUCGGACUUUUUUUCUUAUCCAUAGGGGUCCCACGCCAGCCUUCAAAAUUUCGCCCAAAAGCAGACAGGAGGACCGGCCGGUCCUGACGCGACUCGUCGGCAGGAAGCGGCUGAUCGCGGCUGGGGUGCUCGGUGUGGUCAUGGUUUUGGUUCUGGUGAUCCUCAUCCCGGUUUUGGUGAGCUCCGCCGGGACCUCCGCCGCGCAUUACGAGAUGCUCGGUACCUGCAGGAUGGUUUGCGAUCCGUACGGUACCAAAUCCCCGACCAGCACGGUCUCAGCAGACACGGUCCGGGACAGCAAUCUUAUGCAGUCGUUACCAACUUUUAUACAAGGUCCGAAAGGUGAACCGGGACGCCCGGGAAAAGUGGGGCCGAGGGGCCCGCCUGGUGAACCAGGACCACCUGGACCUCCCGGACCCCCUGGAGAGAAAGGAGAACCGGGACGACCUGGAUUACCGGGACAACCGGGACCGAACAUGGCCACCGGUGCCAUUAGCGCGGCCACCUACAGCACCGUACCCAAAAUCGCCUUUUACGCGGGGCUCAAAAAGCAACACGAGGGCUACGAGCUGCUGAAGUUUGACGAUGUGGUGACGAACCUCGGGAAUCAUUACGACCCCAGCACGGGAAAAUUCACCUGCUCCAUACCGGGAAUAUAUUUCUUUACUUACCAUGUGCUCAUGCGAGGAGGAGACGGAACCAGCAUGUGGGCUGACCUGUGCAAGAACAACCAGGUCCGUGCCAGUGCCAUCGCCCAGGACGCAGAUCAGAACUACGACUACGCCAGCAACAGUGCCGUCCUUCAUCUUGAACCCGGCGAUGAAGUCUACAUCAAACUAGACGGAGGCAAAGCCCACGGGGGGAACAACAACAAGUACAGCACCUUCUCUGGCUUUAUCAUUUACGCCGAUUAGGACCGGCACCUCGCCUUCUCGAGAUGGUCUCUAUCCCCCCUUCGCUUUUUGUUGUUUCUCUUGCAUAUUUUUUCUUUCGGGCCCGGGGCAAGUAGCCAGACCUGCUCGAACACUCACAUCAUAAGCGCGUAGAUGUGGGUGUGACAGCAGAACUUGUUGCCCUACGAUUCAAGAACGAACCGAAUACGGCCCGUGGUCAAGCAGAGUGGAAAGAUUUACACUUGAGAAACUACAGAGAAGGAGUUACUGUGUGUCUGUCUAUCUCUGUGUCUAUCAAAGAAGCCUGUGAGAUAUAUUUUAUAAAUGUAACCAGAUAUAUGUGCAAUAAAGUAAACUACAAUAUGUCAUCAUCAGACCAUCUCAGUAAUAUUUAGCAAUGGCUGUCUGAUGCUUAAAUGUAUGGACUUGCAUAUCAAGGAGUAUUGGCCCACCUAAUAUAGGCUAAGUCACCAUCAGUCAGAUGUCAAAUGUAACCGUAUUUCCUCUUGUAUAAUAUACAUCUGCAAAAUAUCGUCCCUGACUUUGUGAGUGAAUUAGGAAAGUAAAUGAAACAAUAUACCUUGUUGGCAAAGGCUUGCAUUGAAUAUCUCAGAAUGCUUUCACUUUACAGUAAAAACAUGCAAUUAUU